Messenger RNA from Impatiens glandulifera, 1554 nucleotides. RefSeq lists its product as uncharacterized. The transcript has 3 exons. Bases 1 to 1539 code for a protein of 512 amino acids. Gene Ontology annotation, molecular function: acetylglucosaminyltransferase activity. The record is from RefSeq and is a predicted model, not a curated record. NCBI's taxonomy places the organism in Eukaryota, Viridiplantae, Streptophyta, Magnoliopsida, Ericales, Balsaminaceae.
AUGGGCUCCUCCAGCUUGCCACACCAACGUCCAACCAUUGGCUUCUCCAGCCUCCUUAACUGUGGCACCGGCACCUGGUUCUUCACUCUUCUCCUCCUCGUUUAUGCCCUUUACACUUCUCGCCUCCUUCUCUCCGACAACUUCUCGAGCCAAUGUCGCCAUAUCGCCGCCAUCUCCAACCUCUCCUACUCCGCCAUCAACUCAUCUCAACUCAUCCCCGAUCCAAUCCAACAAAAAAACCACACCCGGGCUAUGCUCCUACAAAAACCGCAACCGCCUCAACACAUAACCAGAGGCACAGAGAUCAACCACGUCGUGUUCUGCAUCGCGGCGUCCGCGGGCCUUUGGGAGCAACGGAAGGAGUAUAUAAAACUUUGGUGGAGACCUAACCAAACGAGGGGAGUUGUGUGGCUCGAAAAGGAUGUCCCGACCAAGUCCAACGAGCACCUUCCUGAAAUUCGUGUCUCCGAGAAUACCUCCGAUUUCAAGUACACUCAUCCGCAUGGAAGGAGGGCUGCCAUAAGGCUAACGAGGGUUAUAUCCGAGACCUUAAGGCUAGGACUCAAGGACGUGCGUUGGUUUGUGAUGGGGGAUGAUGAUACCGUGUUUGUGAUUGACAAUUUGAUACGGAUAUUGAAUAAGUAUGAUCACAAACAGUUUUAUUAUAUUGGGAGCCCGUCUGAAAGUCAUAUACAAGAUAUUUUCUUUUCGUAUGGGAUGGCGUUUGGUGGUGGGGGUUUCGCGAUAAGCUAUCCGUUAGCUAAGGAGAUUGAGAAGAUGCAGGACCGAUGCUUGCAUCGGUACCCUGGUCUUUUCGGAAGCGACGAUAGGAUACAAGCUUGUGUCUCAGAGAUCGGCGUGCCUCUUACCAAAGAACCUGGAUUUCACCAGUGUGACAUGUAUGGAAACAUUGUAGGCUUUUUAGGAGCACAUCCGGUAACUCCAUUAGUGACAAUGCACCACAUCGACUUCAUUGAUCCGAUUUUUCCGAGGAUGACUAGAACUCAAGCGUUACACCACCUAUUUCAAUCGGUUAACCAAGAUUCGGCCAGCGUGUUGCAACAAUCGAUUUGCUAUGACUCGAAGAGGCAGUGGUCUAUCUCCUUGUCAUGGGGAUACGUCAUUCAAGUCGUGAGGGGAAUAAUAUCUCCUCGAGAGUUAGAAAUGCCCAUGAGAACAUUCAUGAAUUGGGUUCCGAGAGGAGACUUCUUAACGUAUUCAUUCAAUUCUAGGCCCAUCACAAAACACCCGUGCCAAAAGCCUUUCUUGUACUACAUGACCUCCUCUAUGUAUCAUCCUUCUCGAAAGCAAGUGGUCGGAGUUUAUAAACUCGACCGAAAAGAUCCACACCCAUUUUGUAAGUGGCGGACUCCAUCACCCGAAAGCAUUCACACCAUCUUGGUCAUGAAAAGACCGGAUCCCCAAAGGUGGGAAAAGUCACCGAGAAGAGAUUGUUGUAGGGUCUUACCAUCGAAUAAGAUGGGGCAAAUAAACAUUUGGGUUGGGAAUUGUCGAGAAGGCGAGGUUAGUGAAUUGUAGCGAUAAGAGAUAGUU